GCCAGCAAAAUCAACAGACACUGCCCUCGGAGAAGGUUUGUAUCUCUAAUUUUGUAGUGUUUCACAUAAUUUGUCGUGUUUUUUCGGAGAAAGUACAAGUGCCGCUAGAAAGAUAUAGACCAGUACGAAAGCCGCUUCUAGUUGGGCUGAAAAGCAAACAGUCGCCAAAACUAGUAUGGCUUCACCGUCUCAAAGCAGUCCAGCCACGACAGGAACGGCAAACGUAAUUGGAGGUUCAAAUGCGAAGGCUUCCGCUGGCAGUGGUUCAGCAUCAGGCACGUCUGCGUCGGGCACUAGUGGGACAGACAGCACCACUCAGCUACUAACGAAACCACGGCUGCAGGAGCUGGUCCGCGAAAUAGACCCAACCGAGCAGUUGGACGAGGAGGUGGAAGAACUACUACUUCAAAUAGCAGACGAUUUUGUCGAAAACACGGUAAAUGCCGCUUGCCUGCUAGCAAAACACCGCAAGGUCCCGAAGGUUGAAGUGCGAGAUGUGCAAUUGCAUCUAGAACGCAACUGGAACAUGUGGAUUCCCGGUUUUGGUACGGACGAGCUGAGACCGUACAAGAGAGCGACCGUAACAGAAGCUCACAAACAACGAUUGGCCCUAAUAAGGAAGGCUAUCAAAAAAUAUUAGCAUAUACGUAUGGUAGCGUUAAUGGAACAACUAGCAAUAAUAAUCAUACAAAACACGCAGAUACUAAACGAAUAAAUAUAAAGAAAUCAACCGA
Messenger RNA from Anopheles stephensi (Asian malaria mosquito), 734 nucleotides. It is a transcript of the gene Taf12, whose product is annotated as transcription initiation factor TFIID subunit 12. NCBI's taxonomy places the organism in Eukaryota, Metazoa, Arthropoda, Insecta, Diptera, Culicidae. Gene Ontology annotation, biological process: RNA polymerase II preinitiation complex assembly; DNA-templated transcription initiation. The transcript has 3 exons. Gene Ontology annotation, molecular function: DNA binding; protein heterodimerization activity; TBP-class protein binding. The coding region runs from base 176 to 640 and encodes 154 amino acids. Gene Ontology annotation, cellular component: SAGA complex; transcription factor TFIID complex; SLIK (SAGA-like) complex. The record is from RefSeq and is a predicted model, not a curated record.